CAAUUUAUUGUUUACAACGUCAGAGGGGGAAGGCUGAACAAGACCAAGCACAAGGCUACCAUACAAGUCUUGCUUUAUCCUGAGUGAACUACCAAUUGCCUCCAGAUACCACCACUACGACUUCUAUACGAAAAUUCUACGAAUCUACCACAACUUAUUCGCAGUAGAAUAUUUCCGCCCGUAACUCCCCCAUUACCUCUAAAUCUCGACGUCGUCACCAUCCAAAAUGGCCUCACCGCAGAACAAUGCCCCAAUUAGCACUACCAGACUAAAGCAGAUCGCGAUGGACGCUUGCCAAAGCGCCAUAGGUAGUGCAGAGUUCUACGAGCAUUCGAAAGUCGAAGGUUGGAACGCCACCAUCAUCAACUCGAUCCUCCGAGCCAUCAUAUCCGAAUCAACCCCCUCCGGCUCCCAGACCCCAGCCCACAAAUACGUCGUCAACAGCACCAUCGUGCAACACCUAGUGCCGACCUCGGCGCUUAACAAGCCCAAAGGCGGCAGCGACGUAAAAGCGGAAAGCCCGCGCAUCAGCACCAGCGACGGCGGCAACGCGACGGCCACGGACGGGAAGCCGCACGUCGGUCGGCGGGGCAUGCACUCGGCCACGCAGGCCUUCUGGAACGAGAAGACGGACGGGAUGUGGAGCUUCAAGUACGACGGCGGCGAGGGCAAGGGCAUGGAUGUUGUGAUUAGCGUCAUCUGGGUCGGGAUAUGAGGGCAUGUACGUGCAAGGAAGUCCGACUUGGUAAACGGCGUGCGGGCGGGAGCUGGCUGUAAAAACACGUUGUUAUAUCUACGCAAAAGAGAAAUUGAUUAUGUACCACCUUUACAACCUCUACAGACUACUGUUCUUAUAGGGCUUGCCGUUGACGUUGCGAUGUUCUAUCUGCUUGGCGGUAGCAGGUAGCCUACAAUAUCCGUUCGGUAGUGGUGGUUGUGGUGGUGGUGGUUGUGGUGGUGGUGGUUAUAGCCAACCAGUAUGCGGAAUCAGUUGCCCCAGGGACUUUCGCAGCCCUGACUUAUAUUUGUAGUGAGGGGUGGUUUUACGGAUGUCGUCGAUGUUUGAACAGAGAGGAUAGAUGAUAUAUACUAGUAACGCCCGCCCGCCCGUUUUAGACAUAUGUUAGAAUAAACAUACUAACCUAGUCGAACGUGAU
Messenger RNA from Daldinia decipiens, 1157 nucleotides. Its product is annotated as Tctex-1. Gene Ontology annotation, molecular function: dynein intermediate chain binding. Gene Ontology annotation, biological process: microtubule-based movement. The coding region runs from base 227 to 715 and encodes 162 amino acids. The transcript has 4 exons. Gene Ontology annotation, cellular component: cytoplasmic dynein complex; cytoplasm. The record is from RefSeq and is a predicted model, not a curated record. NCBI's taxonomy places the organism in Eukaryota, Fungi, Ascomycota, Sordariomycetes, Xylariales, Hypoxylaceae.